This is a messenger RNA of Vitis vinifera (wine grape), 1422 nucleotides long. RefSeq names its product anthocyanidin 5,3-O-glucosyltransferase. The transcript has a single exon. Lineage: Eukaryota; Viridiplantae; Streptophyta; Magnoliopsida; Vitales; Vitaceae. Bases 1 to 1422 code for a protein of 473 amino acids. The record is from RefSeq and is a predicted model, not a curated record. Gene Ontology annotation, molecular function: UDP-glycosyltransferase activity.
AUGAAGGACACCGUAGUUCUGUAUCCUUCUACAGGUAUCAGCCAUGUCAUUCCCAUGGUAGAGUUUGGACAACACCUGCUCACUUACUACCCUUCCUUCUCCAUCACCAUCCUCAUUUCCACUUUACCUUCUGACACCGCCUCCACUGCCGCAUACAUCGCCUCCGUGGCUGCCGCCACCCCUUCUAUUACCUUCUACCACCUCCCCACUGUUUCUUAUCCCAACCCCGCCAGUUAUCCAGCUCUGUGCUUUGAAUUCAUGGCCCUUAACAACAAUAAUCUCCGUCAAUUCCUAGAAUCCAUGUCCCAGACCUCAAGUAUUGAAGCCUUCAUCAUCGAUUUCUUCUGCAAUUCCUCCUUUGAAGUUUCUGUAAAUCUUAACAUCCCAACAUACUAUUUCCGUCCCUCAGGGGCAAAUGCGCUUGCUGUGUUCCUUUACCUCCCCACCAUUGAUAGAAACAUGACAAAAAACUUGAAAGAUGAUCUCAACAUGCAUCUCCGUGUCCCGGGACUACCAUCCAUUGUAGCUUCUGAUAUGCCUUUGCCGUUCCUUGAUCGCACGACUAAAGCCUAUCGAUACUUCAUUGACAGCGCAGAGCAGAUGGCUAAAUCAUCUGGAAUCAUCGUAAACACUUUUGAAUUGCUUGAAUCAAGAGCUUUAAAAGCCAUAUUAGAGGGUUUGUGCACUCCAGAUUGGCCUACCCCACCAAUUUUCUGCAUUGGCCCAUCAAUUUUGAGCAGCAAUCGAGCUGGUGGCGGCAGCAGCAGCGAUGAACACGAGUGGUUGAGCUGGCUCAACCUGCAACCGAGUCAAAGCGUGGUGUUUCUGAGUUUUGGUAGCAUGGGGCGGUUCUCUGUAAAGCAAUUGAAGGAAAUGGCAACUGGGCUUGAAAAAAGUGGCCUGAGGUUUUUGUGGGUGGUGCGCAAUCCACCUAGUGAUGAAAAAGAGAAAAACAUUUCCGAUGCACCAGAACCGAGCUUGGACUCAUUCUUCCCUGAAGGGUUCCUUGAAAGAACAAAGGAUAGAGGUUUUGUGGUGAAGUCCUGGGUAGCACAGGUGGCGGUACUGAAUCAUGGCUCGGUUGGCGGUUUCGUGACUCAUUGCGGAUGGAGCUCAGUUGUCGAGUCAGUGUGUGCCGGGGUGCCUAUGGUGGCAUGGCCUCUGCAAGCCGAGCAAAGGAUUAUUAGGGUGUUUUUGGUGGAGGAACUGAAGGGAGCUUUGGCGGUGAACCAGUCGGAAAACGGCUUUGUGAGUGCCACUGAGUUGGAGAACCGAGUGACCGAGUUAAUGGAUCCCGAGAAAGGAAACCCACUGAGAGACCGAGUUACAGCCAUGAGAGAUGGUGCCAAGGCAGCCAUAGGAGAGGGCGGGUCAUCUCGAGUUGCGUUGGCCAAGUUGAUUGGGUCGUUUAAGCGAGCUUGA